AUGGUUUGCAUUGGACAAGCUCCCCUACCUUGCUUGGCCCUGGCCGCGCGACAAACCUGGUGCCUGUUGGCGAUAUUGACGUUGACGGCGACACUUUUGCGAAGGGAUGGGCUGCACCCAUCCAAAUCCCGACCUACACUCGCCCGAAGAAUGCUUGCGACGCACAGAGUACGCUCGUAUACGACCGACCACAUGGUUCACGAUCCCUAUAUUUCGGCGGGGUACUAG
Messenger RNA from Clonostachys solani, 228 nucleotides. NCBI's taxonomy places the organism in Eukaryota, Fungi, Ascomycota, Sordariomycetes, Hypocreales, Bionectriaceae. The record is from the annotation of a GenBank genome assembly.